GGAAAAGAGAAAAAACAAAGCAUUAACAAAACCUUUGUUUAGAGAUUCUCUUCACGCUGAGAUUAAUGUUUUUCUGCAUUCUUUACCAUUUCUUUUUCUAGAGAGAGAGUGAAUAAAGAGGGUUUGACAGUUCACAAGCUUUGCUCGGUGCAGGUGGGGUCGUUCGAUCGAUUGACAUUGGCUCACUUCAACACCCGCACUUGAUUUUCCCCUUCUUCAAAAGUUUCACUAUUUAGAUUAGAAGAGGCAAGAAAUGGCAGGCGGAGGUCCACCACCGAAGGCCGACGAACCGGCGCCGCAUCCGCCGAAAGAUCAGCUUCCCAAAGUUUCCUACUGCAUUACCAGCCCUCCCCCAUGGCCGGAGGCGAUCCUUCUUGGGUUCCAGCAUUAUCUGGUGAUGCUUGGCACGACAGUCAUCAUUCCCACUGCCCUGGUUCCUCAAAUGGGUGGUGGAAAUGAGGAGAAAGCAAAAGUUAUUCAGACGUUAUUGUUCGUUGCGGGGUUAAACACACUGUUGCAAACGUGGUUUGGCACCAGAUUACCUGUUGUAAUUGGAGGUUCAUACACCUUUGUCGCACCCACAAUCUCGAUUAUUCUGUCUGGUAGAUGGGAUGACCCUGACCCUGUAUCGAGGUUCAAGAAGAUCAUGCGGGCAACACAGGGUGCACUUAUUGUUGCUUCAACCAUUCAAAUUGUUCUAGGAUUCAGUGGUCUAUGGCGUAAUGUUGCAAGAUUUCUGAGUCCGCUCUCAGCUGUACCUCUGGUUGCUCUCGCUGGUUUUGGGCUCUACGAGUUUGCUUUUCCUGGGGUUGCCAAAUGCAUUGAGAUUGGGCUGCCAAUGCUCAUCGUCUUAGUUAUCUUUUCUCAGUAUUUGGUCCACUUUGUCAAACCAGGAAAGGAUAUCCUAGACCGCUUUGCCGUUUUAUUCUCGGUGGUAGUUGUAUGGAUCUAUGCCCAUAUACUUACUGUAGGGGGGGCCUAUAGUGGGAAACCGCCAAGGACCCAAACAAGUUGCAGAACUGAUCGUGCAGGACUCAUUGAUGCUGCUCCAUGGAUAAGAGUUCCUUAUCCUUUCCAAUGGGGAGCUCCGUCAUUUGAUGCUGGUGAAGCCUUUGCCAUGAUGAUGGCUGCUUUUGUUGCUCUUGUAGAGUCAACUGGUGGAUUCAUUGCUGCAGCCAGAUAUGCGAGUGCAACUGCUACUCCGCCAUCAAUUCUCAGCCGUGGUGUUGGCUGGCAGGUAUAUCCUUGCACACUUAUUUCUCUUAACAUAGAGAGAGAGAGGCUUAUUGUCAACUUACAUCUGCUGUACAAAUGUGCCGUUUUUCUACAGGGAAUUGCUAUCUUGUUAUCUGGGUUGUUCGGAACUGGCAAUGGGUCAUCUGUAUCCAUUGAGAAUGCCGGCCUAUUAGCACUGACGCGUGUUGGCAGUCGAAGAGUAGUCCAGAUAUCUGCUGGAUUCAUGAUUUUCUUUUCUGUCCUUGGGAAAUUUGGAGCAGUCUUUGCUUCAAUUCCAGCACCUAUUGUGGCUGCUCUGUACUGCCUCUUCUUUGCAUACGUUGGUGCGGCUGGUGUGAGUUUCCUCCAGUUCUGCAACCUCAACAGUUUCCGAACAAAAUUCGUCUUAGGGUUCUCCAUCUUCCUGGGAUUCUCGAUCCCCCAGUACUUCAACGAGUACACUGCUAUACAGGGAUUCGGUCCUGUUCACACCGGGGAGAGAUGGUUCAAUGACAUGAUCAAUGUGCCCUUCUCAUCGGAAGCUUUCGUGGCGGGCAUACUGGCAUUCUUCUUGGAUAACACCCUGCACAGGAAUCCAGAAGUAAGGAAAGACAGAGGAAAGCACUGGUGGGACAAGUUCCGCUCAUACAAGACCGACAUGAGAAGUGAUGAAUUCUACUCCCUUCCCUUCAACUUGAACAAGUAUUUCCCGUCUGUGUAACUCCCUCUGCGCUCGAUGGCGAGGGAUUUUCGUCGGAAUCCGUGGUUGGUCGGUCGUCAAGUAGAAGUAAAUGCUCUGUGACCACACCACUGUGUUUCUUUAACUUGUGCCUUUUGUAACCUGGUUAUUGAGGAGAUGAAUUAGCUUGACAUUUUGAAAUAUGUCUUUAGAUUAUUUAUUUGUAUGUUUUUUCAUGUCUCUUUUUGUUGUAAAUUUAUUGGUUAUAUAAAAAGUAGCACAAUGCAAAUUUGCUGCUUUUA
This is a messenger RNA of Salvia splendens (bonfire salvia), 2196 nucleotides long. RefSeq names its product nucleobase-ascorbate transporter 6. NCBI's taxonomy places the organism in Eukaryota, Viridiplantae, Streptophyta, Magnoliopsida, Lamiales, Lamiaceae. Bases 254 to 1936 code for a protein of 560 amino acids. The transcript has 15 exons. Gene Ontology annotation, cellular component: membrane. Gene Ontology annotation, molecular function: transmembrane transporter activity. Gene Ontology annotation, biological process: transmembrane transport. The record is from RefSeq and is a predicted model, not a curated record.